Molecule: messenger RNA, 1414 nt
Organism: Suillus fuscotomentosus
Lineage: Eukaryota; Fungi; Basidiomycota; Agaricomycetes; Boletales; Suillaceae
Exons: 2
Coding region: 1-1122 (373 amino acids)
Source: RefSeq, a predicted model, not a curated record
AUGGAGACUACCCCUCGAGCUUCAUUUAACGACCUUCCCGCCGAGAUCGUCGCCAUCGUCAUAAAAUAUGCUGCAGAGCCCACCUUUACUCAAGACGAGGAAUAUGAGCCGACGAAUCUAUACUCGACCGCUCGUGAACUUUGUCUUGUCUCCCGCACUUUUAGGCACCUUGCACUGCCUAUAAUGUUGCACACCGUAUUACUGGAUUUUGAUAACAUGCCAGCUUUCUUGCAUGCUCUACGCAUGCAGAACGAAUAUGCUCAAACAUAUCCUGCUCUCCGUUUCGAGUACACACCUCACGUACGCAACAUCUGGAUCGGAGAGUGUUUGGAUGAGUGUCCCUCAGACGCUCCCGUGGACAGCAGCUUCACCUCUGAGCCUGUGUCGGACCUUGACCUCAUCGCUCCACUACUCCUGGGCGCAUCAUCGCUCGCAAUCGACUUUUCAUGUCUGUACCUCGUGACAUCCUGCAUAGAGCUCGCAUGGACCCGUAUGGACAAGAGCACAGACCGUGGAAGUUUACCGCUUCCGUGGAACACAAAAACAUUAACGCUAUCGAGGAUGAGCUGUGAUACAUGGGAAAUGGCGACGCUUGCCUCAGGAUCAGCCUUCUUGGCAUCCAUCACCCACUUUAUCGCCCUCCCCCCUGAGGAGGAUGACACAUGGUUACACAUCCUUUUUCGAACUAGGCGCGGUGUUGGACCUCAAAACUACGCUACGCCUCUGUGGAUGUCGUACGUUCCGUGGAAUUCUUUCGAGAGGCUCGAAAGAGCCUCUUUGGUUUUCCCCCGAGUCCAACUCCCGUUCGACACGUUUGAAUAUAGCAUAGGAGCGAAGCUGCACGCGGAACUGUUGACGCUCCCUGGUUCGAUGCUGAAGGGCCGGCGCGUACCCGCGGAGAUACAAGGGUCCAAAGACACUGAAGAGGGUUAUUUUUCCUUGCAAGAUGGUAAUGCUGCCGUGUCCGACGAGGAUUUCGUUUCCUUGAACGACGUUCAUGUUGCAGUUUCCGAUCAUCCGGUGCACUUUUGUGCUAUGACAACUUGUGGGUCUUGUGUUCAUCCAGACUGGCAGAAAGUGUGGGCAUCUGGGUUGCAAGCUGAAGGGAGAUGGGUGUUGUGAUACGAUUAAUAUUGGGUAUACGUAGCUUGCUUCAUGUAUCGUGUCUAUAUACUUCUUGGCACCGAUUAUUAGACUUGUCAAUACUGUCGAUAUCUCUAGAGACCAUAGAUUUCGCCAACGGACAAUAGUACAACACGCAGUGCACCCGGAUAUUUCCCUGUACGACUUUUUCUCAACAACAUUGAACGCGAUGUGCUGCAUCAGAACUUCAGAAUUGAUUUCGUCUUUGGCUGCGCCUGUUCAUUAAUUUGUCUUCGUGCUAGAGACUCAUCGUUUUCCUCAGAUGUUGCCG